Molecule: messenger RNA, 1781 nt
Organism: Rhea pennata
Lineage: Eukaryota; Metazoa; Chordata; Aves; Rheiformes; Rheidae
Gene: ZDHHC9
Product: zinc finger DHHC-type palmitoyltransferase 9
Exons: 10
Coding region: 176-1327 (383 amino acids)
Biological process (GO): protein targeting to membrane; peptidyl-L-cysteine S-palmitoylation
Cellular component (GO): Golgi apparatus; endoplasmic reticulum
Molecular function (GO): protein-cysteine S-palmitoyltransferase activity
Source: RefSeq, a predicted model, not a curated record
GGGCGUGGCGGCCCCUCCCGGCGCUCUGAGGGAGUGAGCGGCCCGCCCGGGCACCGCCGGCACCGGCUGACGGCGGCGUGCCGAGCUGCGCCCCCGAGGAUGCCGGGGGCGCAGACGGUGGAGGAGCAGCGCCUGGACGUGUGGCAGCUGCCGCGGCCCCUGUGACGGCCCAGCCAUGUCGGUGAUGGUGGCGAGGAAGAAGGUGGUUCGGAAAUGGGAGAAGCUGCCGGGCAGGAACACCUUCUGCUGCGAUGGCCGCAUCAUGAUGGCCCGCCAGAAGGGCAUCUUCUACCUGACGCUCUUCCUCAUCCUCGGCACCUGCGCCCUCUUCUUUGCCUUUGAGUGUCGGUACCUGGCAGUUCAACUAUCUCCAGCCAUCCCUGUGUUUGCAGCAAUUCUCUUCCUAUUUGCCAUGGCCACGCUCCUGCGAACAAGCUUCAGUGAUCCUGGGGUGAUCCCAAGAGCCCUGCCUGAUGAAGCAGCCUUCAUCGAAAUGGAGAUUGAGGCCACCAAUGGGACUGUGCCACAGGGUCAGCGCCCACCCCCACGGAUUAAAAACUUCCAGAUCAACAACCAGAUAGUGAAGCUGAAGUAUUGUUACACGUGUAAGAUCUUCCGUCCACCCCGUGCCUCUCACUGCAGCAUCUGCGACAACUGUGUGGAGCGCUUCGAUCAUCACUGUCCCUGGGUGGGCAACUGCGUGGGGAAGAGGAACUACCGCUAUUUCUACCUCUUCAUCCUCUCGCUCUCACUCCUCACCAUCUACAUCUUCACCUUCAACAUAGUCUAUGUGGCACUGAAAUCUCUGAAGAUUGGGUUCCUGAACACAUUGAAGGAAACCCCAGGGACUGUCCUGGAGGUGCUCAUCUGUUUCUUCACACUGUGGUCAGUGGUGGGGUUAACUGGGUUCCACACCUUCCUGGUGGCACUGAACCAGACAACCAAUGAAGAUAUUAAGGGGUCAUGGACUGGGAAGAACCGUGUGCAGAAUCCCUACAGCCAUGGCAACAUUGUGAAGAACUGUUGUGAGGUUCUGUGUGGGCCUCUACCCCCCAGUGUCUUAGAUAGACGGGGCAUUUUGCAGCAAGAGGAAAGCACGGCUCAGGAGAUGUGCACACAGCGGCCUGGUGCUCAGGAGUCCACUGUUGCUCAGGGCCCAUGUGGGCAGCCAGAAGAGAGCAGUGCUCAGCAGAAUGAUGGCAGCCUUCCUCAUCCGAGUGCUGUCCCUGUGCCACCCCUGAGCAAUACUGAGAUGCCAGAGGAGAAGCAACCGCCGGCUGGGGAGCUCCCAAUCCCAUCCCAGGACACUGGGCAAGCAGAGCACUAGCCUCUGUUUGAACGGGAGAACUUUCUUGUUUUGUCUAAUCAAAGCUGGAAGUGAUUGAGGAGAGGAGGAGAUGGGCUGGAUGGCAGGCAGGCGAUUCCUCAUGGCCAUUUUGCUUUAGUCUUUAUUCACCUUGAUUCGCAGGCAGUGCUGGCUGGCACUGGGCCUGCAUGGUGUCAAAGGAUAAGAAGUGCGAGUAGCCCGUGUUGAUCAUUAAGGGGCGCUCACCACCACUGAAGCUGGUCUGCCUGCAAGUCGAGGCAGGACCUCUUGCUCUGCAGGUUGUCCUCAGUGCUAAAAGCCAGCUCGGUGGCCUGGUCUGUCGCUCCGUCUGGCCCCAACUCUGACCAGAUGACGUGGCCGAGCAGCUUGGAAGUGACAGCAGGGUUGGCCUGCUCCCUGCUGCUGAGGAAUCCUGAUGGAAAGGGGAAAGCAAUUACAGCAGUAAUGUCCUCUC